AUGACCAGGCUAUUUAAUAUUGUAGCCCUAACUGACGAUUCUCAUAGAGACGAGAAGACCGUUUUCUCUCGAGGUUGAUUCUCAAAGCAGGGACGAAAGUCGAUGUAUCACCAUCAUGAGCAUCAUUCCGGUCACGCCGAAUGUCCAGUCCACCAUUAUAUUGUUACCGGCUGACUUAAUCAACCCUCUUCUGUCAUCAGCUGAGUCUGUCAAAGAUAGGAUUUCUCUCGACAAGGCGCACACAAAACGCUAUUGUUGUUGUUGAAGAUUUGACUGGCGAUGAUGACGAAUUUCGCAGCUUUGUUGCUGUUUCUUCUACCCUUAAACAUCUUUGAACACUCAGUUGGGAUGCCGAGAGGAAAGCUACGAUUGAAGCGACAGGCCCCACAAAGUUCCGCCUUAGCAGCUUUGAUGUCGUUCUCCGUCAAACUCUCUGACAUGGAGCGACAAAUAACAUCCUAUGAAAAGACAAUACAACGACAGAAAGCCGAGAUCGACCAACUGACAGCCAAGCUUGACUCCAAAGCUGAUCGAGUUCAAUUCAAAAGUUUGCAGACUUUACUGGACAGCAAGAUGGUGGCGCUUAAGGACGAGACUAACACGAAGGACUUGCUAAUCGAGCGAUACCGGAAUAAACUCAGUCAGCUGGAUUCUGAGGUUACGGACAUAAGCAACCAAUACAUUAAUCUUCGAGGCAAGACAACAGAAGUGCUGGACAGAUUCGACGAACUCGGAUUUCACUGUACGACACAGAAUACAGGCUGGGCUCCAAAAGCCAAUGCAGCCAUUGGAAACCUGGAUCGGCAGUGGGUCCGAUGUAACCCUAAUGAAUUUCUGCAGAGUUUUGUACUGACCUUAGCCAGCAAUUACGAAGAGGACAUGGUUAGAUAUAAGUAUAGGUGCUGCAGUCUUAAUAUCUGAAAGGCGAUCAC
Messenger RNA from Pocillopora verrucosa, 932 nucleotides. The record is from RefSeq and is a predicted model, not a curated record. Lineage: Eukaryota; Metazoa; Cnidaria; Anthozoa; Scleractinia; Pocilloporidae.